Molecule: messenger RNA, 1452 nt
Organism: Maudiozyma saulgeensis
Lineage: Eukaryota; Fungi; Ascomycota; Saccharomycetes; Saccharomycetales; Saccharomycetaceae
Source: the annotation of a GenBank genome assembly
AUGGAUCAGAAUAGUACAAUUGACAGUACUUCACACACUCAGAAGAAGUACGUUACACAUAGACGUACAGUGGAGGUUACGUCUCCCUUUAAUAGACUCUAUUAUUACAAGAAACAUGGACUUCAAUUACCAGAUAUCGAGCCAGAGACAUCGUUCACAGCUAACAUAAUGCCUCCAAGUUCGUAUGUAAAUAAUAAUGAUAGGGCUGUGAAUGUAAUAGGUAAAUUUACACAUCUUUCUUCUAAUAAAGUUAAACAUGUAAUACCGGCUAUUCAAUGGACCCCCGAAGGAAGACGACUGAUCGUAGCUACAUAUAAUGGUGAACUUUCACUGUGGAAUGGUUUUUCAUUUAAUUUUGAGAGUUUGAUGCAAGCUCACGAUUCUGCAGUAACAACGAUGAAGUACUCUCACGCUGGGGAUUGGAUGGUCAGUGGUGAUGCAGAUGGGAUUAUUAAGAUAUGGCAACCUAACUUCAAUAUGGUCAAAGAACUGGAUUCUGCACAUACUGAGAGUAUAAGAGAUAUUGCAUUCAGUAAUAAUGAUUCAAAAUUUGUUAGUUGUUCGGAUGACAACAUUUUAAAAAUAUGGAAUUUUAGUAAUGGUAAAGAGGAAAGAGUGUUGUCGGGCCACCACUGGGACGUCAAGAGUUGUGAUUGGCAUCCAACAAUGGGCCUAAUCGCUUCAGCAUCCAAGGAUAAUCUAGUUAAAUUAUGGGAUCCUAGAGCUGGUAACUGUAUAUCCACGAUACUUAAUUUCAAACACACUGUCUUAAGGACAAGAUUUCAACCAACGAAAGGUAAUUUAUUAGGUGCAAUAUCAAAGGAUAAAUCAUUGCGUAUUUUUGAUAUAAGGUAUGGCUUGAAAGAAUUAAUGGUUGUAAGAGAUGAGAUUGAUUAUAUGGAUCUUUUAUGGUCCCCUAUAAAUGAGUCCAUGGUCACAGUAGGUAGCUAUGACGGUUCUAUCAAGCAUUUUGAUUUGUUACAGGAUACAGAAGAACCAAUUCAUACCAUUCCCUUCGCACAUGAUAAAUGUAUUACGUCUAUGGCAUACAAUCCUAUGGGUAAUAUUUUGGCAAGUGCUUCAAAGGACAGAACUAUCAGAUUCUGGACAAGAGCGAGACCACAUGAUCCAAAUGCAUUUGACGAUCCUUCUUAUAACGAUCAAAAGAUUAACGGAUGGUAUUUUGGCAUUAAUAAUAAUAUCAACGCAGUAAGAGAGAAGUCUGAGUUUGGUGCAGCACCUCCGACAUUGGAUGGUAACACUCCAGCUCCAAGUGGUUACUCUGGUACGUCAUCUACAUCUUCAUACAACAGAGUCCCUAAUAACAAUUACCGUAAUGACAAUAAUAGCAACAACAACAAUAGACGAAUUACGGGAUCACCCGAGAAGAAACAACCACCAGCAUCUGGCAGCCUACCAGGCUUGAAUUCAUCACUACCGGGACUUAAUUGA